Messenger RNA from Cladophialophora psammophila CBS 110553, 1299 nucleotides. RefSeq lists its product as uncharacterized. The record is from RefSeq and is a predicted model, not a curated record. Bases 1 to 1299 code for a protein of 432 amino acids. Lineage: Eukaryota; Fungi; Ascomycota; Eurotiomycetes; Chaetothyriales; Herpotrichiellaceae. The transcript has a single exon.
AUGUCGGCCGAUUUGUAUGCAGCGUUUUUGGCGGAUAAGGCACCAAGUCUGGAAGAGACAGGAAACACACCGACCUAUGCAACGACGAUUGCUCCUUCUACAACCGCCAUUGAUAUUCAGCUCCCAACCCCGGUCCAACCAACGCUGCAGCAGAAGGCGCCUUCGCCACUCUGGCAGCGGGACACGGGUGUGAGCCACGUCCUCUUUGAUACCGAAGACGCCGAUUUUGAGGAUGAAUUUGGCGACUUUGAAACGGCACGCGACUCCACUAAUAAUGGGAUCAAUAUUAGACAACAUGACUUGGUGGCGCAAGCGGGCCUCAUCUCUACCAACAUAUCCGAUCGAGCGCCUUUAGUUCCUGAUCUUCCGGAUGCCGAUAACAUGCUCUGCGAACCAUCGCAUCGAGGAAUCAAGCUCUCACAGACCUCAACAGUCCAGAAUAAUCAGAGUGGUACGAGAGACGCAGCAAUCGGCGCACAGCCUUCGUGGGACGACGAUUGGGGCGAUUUUGAGCAGACAGAGCCCGCAGGCGCUCUUCAAUUAGCCGUGGAAGCGACCACUCACGCGUCCGAUGAUGAAUGGGAGCCUCUCGACGACUGUAUACCUGCUUCAAACCAGCAGAUUUCUCAUCCAAACAUACUUGCAUCGACGGAAAGCAAAGCUAUGUCGGUCGCUUUCCAACCCGACACCCAGACUUCAGCAUUUGAGAGGCCGACCAAUGUCCCACCACCCUCCUCUCUUCUGCAGUUACUCUCUUCCGUCUUUGACUUCAUCCACAAGAGCAAUGCUGAUCAUACGUUCUCAAAAUCGGAACUGGCGUCGAAGGUGCUGCUCGUCUUUCGGGUUUCCGGCCGAAUAGCGUCAGGCAGGACCUUGCGGUGGAAGAGAGAUGCCCUCUUAGCCCAAAGUGUGAGGAUAGGUCAAUCGGGCAAGAGCGGCGGGAUGAAACUAACAGCGGUGAACAAGAGUGAGGCAACCAAGGAAGAAAGAGACACGGAAGAGAUGGUUCGAGAUUGGUCAAGCUACGUCCAUGAAUUCAACAGCAUCCUUGCCCAAGCCCAAGUUACCCCUCACCGGAUGAGGCUAUCUUCCACUCCUUCCCUUAAGAAAUUGGAACACACAGACCCCUCUGACCCGUCGAAGCAAUGUGUUCUCUGUGGAUUGAAGCGGACGGAAAGACUGAGCGAUAUUGAUGUCGACGUGGAUGAUCUUUUCGGUGAGUUUUGGGUUGAACAUUGGGGCCACAAGGAUUGCUUCAACUUCUGGUAUUCAUACAAGAAUAUGCUCGGACACCGUUAA